This is a messenger RNA of Lodderomyces orthopsilosis Co 90-125, 1188 nucleotides long. RefSeq names its product exopolyphosphatase. The coding region runs from base 1 to 1188 and encodes 395 amino acids. Lineage: Eukaryota; Fungi; Ascomycota; Pichiomycetes; Serinales; Debaryomycetaceae. Gene Ontology annotation, molecular function: exopolyphosphatase activity. The transcript has a single exon. Gene Ontology annotation, cellular component: cytoplasm. The record is from RefSeq and is a predicted model, not a curated record.
AUGUCAGUUAGGUCAUACUUGGUGAGCUUGAAGCAGGCAUUGAACCAGAGGGUACUUAAGACCCCUUACCGUAUUGUUACAGGUAAUCAAUCGGCAGAUAUGGACUCUGUUGUAUCAGCCAUAACUUUCGCAUACUUGACAUAUUCGCUAAAAACACCAGACCAGUUUAUAAUUCCAUUGAUCGAUAUUCCCAAAACUGACUUUGCUUUGAGAAGAGACAUUAACAUGCUUUUGCAAAACCAUGGUAUUUCUGAGGACCUUUUAUACUUUGUUGAAGAUUUCAGUGAAUUUUUGGACGAAAGCACUUCAGUUCAUUUAUCUUUAGUUGAUCACAACGGAUUACAAGGGGUUGAGAUUAACAAAGGGUUUGAUGCAGGACUCAUAAAUGUGGAAGCUAUCAUAGACCACCAUGCAGAUGAAGGAAUGUUUGAAAAUGCUGAUCCUAGAAUUAUUAGAACAUGUGGUUCAAACUCGACGUUAGUAUUUCACUACUUCCACGAUUUAACGUCAUGUGAUGAGAAGUUUUGGAAAAGCAACAAGGAUGUGAUUGAAUUGUUGAUAGCCCCAUUGUUAAUCGAUACUACCAACAUGACACAGAAGGUUGAAGAUCCUGAUGUCAAAGCAAUGGAUUUUUACAAGACAAUCUUAGCGGACAACACAGUUAAUUUUACAACACAAUCAAGCUAUGACAAUUUCUACAAGACAUUGAAAACAGCAAAGAAGGAUAUCAGCGGAUUCAGUUUCGCAGAUAUUUUGCGAAAAGAUUACAAACAAUUCAAAUUUCUCCAUGAGGACAGAGUUGGCUUUAGCUCCAUCAGCAAGCCUUUGCUGUGGAUUGCAAGCAAAUAUUCCGUUGAUGAUAUCAAAGAGGAUCUUGCCAAUACGUUGAAGAUGAAUCAGAUUGAAUUAUUGGUCAUUACUGCAUCUUUCACUCAGAAGGAAACUGGCAUUUAUACCAGAGAGUUUUGCUACUACUACCAAGGACAAAACGAAAAAUAUGCAGAAUUGUAUAAAUUGGUUUGGCAACAGCUUGAGUUGAGCACAGACUUGUACAAGAUCGAGAUUAUCAGCUCCUUAACAAAUGCUGUUAACGAUAGGGAGUCCCACUUAAAGAUAUAUAACCAAAAGAGGGUGACGGCUACACGGAAGCAGGUAGUCCCGGUCGUGAAAGAGGUGUUGGAAAGGUGA